This is a messenger RNA of Mya arenaria, 1481 nucleotides long. Its product is annotated as cdc42 homolog. The record is from RefSeq and is a predicted model, not a curated record. Lineage: Eukaryota; Metazoa; Mollusca; Bivalvia; Myida; Myidae. Bases 239 to 826 code for a protein of 195 amino acids. Gene Ontology annotation, molecular function: GTP binding; GTPase activity. The transcript has 3 exons. Gene Ontology annotation, biological process: small GTPase-mediated signal transduction.
UUGUUUUGAACACUGUCAGUAUUGGAGAUUGGAUGGUUUCCGUAUCUGUGCAACAAGCAUUACAGAAUUGUCAUAAAGGCUUAGAUAACUUAAGUUUAAGAAGGCAGCAUAGAGCUAACAGUGUACUUACAUAUAUAAGAAAAGGAUAUACUUAGCUACAAAACACCCUGAUGAACGGUCUGUUGAGAACUAUUAUUUAGACUUACAAAAGAAACUUAAGUAAACGAGUUGCCUCACAAUGGUUAUGAAAAAUGAUAAGACGAACGUCAACGUCGUCCCUUGCACGUUGGUGGGUGACGGUAUGGUAGGAAAGACGUCAAUGGCGUUAGCGUUUGUCAACCGAGAGCCGCCGGAUCAAGAGUACGUCGCCACCGUCUUUGACGACUAUGCUGGUUCGGUUAGUGUCCAUGGAGAAGCAUACACAGUCAGCAUCUUUGACUCAGCCGGACAGCAUGACUAUGAAAGCGUUCGUGCAUUCAGCUAUAGAGACAGUGAAGUAAUUGUCGUCUGCUACAGUGUACUCGAGAAAGACUCGCUAUUAAAUGUCAAGGACGUUUGGGUUCCGGAAGCCAGACAAUUGACCAAACGGAAAAAGGCGAUCGUUUUGAUUGGUUGCCAAACGGACAUGCGGGAAGAAGGAAACACUGACCACGUGACCACAAGCGUAGGUAAUGACCUUGCAAAAGACAUUGGUGCAGAUGCGUUCCUAGAGUGUUCGUCAACGUCCAUGAGUAGUAUCUCGGAAGUGUUUCAAACUGUCGUGAAAACCGCACUGAAAAGUCGGAAACGGAAAUCAAGUCUAAUUCGGCGGUUACUUCGACGAUAACAUUAUCUGGACAAUCAUCCUACAUACAGAAGUUCUUCUUUGGAAAUUGGUGCAAUCUCUUAAUGUUUUAAAACAUUGCUCGUUAUACUGCCAGCGUCACAUCACGCCGUUAACAUGCACUUCCGAACAUGAUAUGAGUAUUAUAUAAACUCUUAAGAAACAAUUUUCGCAUAGCGAGUCCCAUAUUUAUUUAUUAUUCGCUCAUUAUCAUAAACGAGCAUUUCACUUCGUAUCAACUUCAUAAUCGUAGUGUGUGUGUGUGUUUGCAAGACAAGGUCAUUCGUUUAUCGUUCGUUGUCGUCGGCGGUGAACUAUAUUGGUAUUUGACUUGCCAUCAGUCCUAUGCUUGUAUUCUUGUUGUCGGCAAUAGUGAUGAACAUGCUAUUAUUCUCGUUGUCGGCAAUAGUGAUGAACAUGCUAUUAUUCUUGUUGUUAUCCAAUGCUAUCGACACUAACUACACGAAAUGGAAUUCGACAUGCUAUCAAUCUCAUUGUCGGCAAUAGUGAAAUAUUUUGGCAUUUGACAUGCGAUCCUUUUCAUUAUAGUUUUUUGUUGCCGGAAAUAGAGAUUGACACGCUAUCUUUUUCAUUAUAUUUUUUGUCGGCAAUAGCGAUACACAAUGGUAUUUUACAUGUUAUUAUUCUCCUGUCGGUU